CCAAAGAAGAUGAUAACUCUGAUAGGUUCUGAAACCUGCAGGUGAUCAUCUUUUGCAAGAAUGUUUGAGAUGAAAGAAAGAUUGGCCUAUAAUUAGCUAACAUGGUAAAUUGAUGACUUUUUAACAAAUGGUCUAAUUACUGCCACCUUGACAGGCCUGUGGAACAUAUUUAACAUACAUGUAAAUUCUGAUGUUAAUGUGCUUGCUUCCAUUUACACCGAUCAGGCAUAAUGUUAUGUUUGUUACCCUUUUGCUGCAAAAAGGUCCCUGACCCGUUGAGUCGACCAGACCCCUGAAGGUGCUGUGGUAUCUGGAACCAAGAUGCAACAGAUUCUUUAAGACCCGUGUGAGGAUUGGACUUGUUUGGAUUGAGAAAUGGGGAGUCUGGAGAUUCAGCUCCUCAAACCAGUCCUGGACCACGUGUUGCUUUGUGGCAGGGUGCAUUAUCCUGCUGAGAGAGGCCAAAGCCGUUUCCUUGACAGGGUGUACAUGAUCUGCAACAAUGUGCAUUAAUAAUUGAUAAGUCUACAAUGAUCAUUUUCACCUAUUUACAUAUUGUGUAUAUGUAGUGACUUUAAAAUUCGCUCAAUUAAAGGCUAUGCUUUGUGCCUAUGCACGGUUCUUAGUAUUUCUCCCUGCGCCUGUAACACGAGGCCGGACUAUCAUGAGAAUCAGGAAAUACAGGUCGGGUCAGCUCCCUCUGCUAGUUUCUCCGAGAAAAGGUCGAACCAGGAAGCAGAACCGGCGCCGCCAGCGUGUGUCUGCUGGCAGCUCCGUGACUGUAUGCAGACUUUCUACAGCCUCGGAGGGAUCACACCGCCCGUUCUGUGUGCGUCGUCAAGCCGGAAAUGGCCUUAACAAAAUGAAUUUCGUCGAAGGGAUGCUGUGCGCACACACGAGCCUGGGCAAAGCACCGACUCUGAUGCUGCUCGGCUCGUCCUCGCUGUAACCGCGCGACUAUGGAGCUCGUGCAGCCUCCCGACAGCACGGGCUCCUCGUCGGUUCUCUUCAGCACAUCUCGUAUUCCCGCCGGGCGCUGGAGCAGGUAGCCAGACAGGCUGCGAGCAGCAUGCGAUCAGACGUGGAGUACAGCCCGGUGGGAGAGGGCCUGGGUAUGCGGGACUUCUGGCUGUACGUGUGGCUGCGGAGAGUGGCGGUGAUAGCGACUCAUGUCACCGGCCUGGGCCUGACGCUCGUCCUCUCCCUGCUGUCCAGACCCGGAACCAGUCUGUUCUCUUGGCAUCCGAUGUGUAUGUCUGUCGCUUACUGCCUGUGCAUGACCGAAGGUAUCCUGCUGUUCUCAGCAGAGGGAUCUCCCUUCUGCUUCAAAUCAUGGAAGAGUAAAGUCCGUCUCCACUGGUUCUGUCAGGCUCUGGUCCUGAUCGCUGCAGCCACUGGACUUUGGUUCAUUGUGGCCAGCAGGAAUGUGUCAGAGCUGCCACACCUGGCCUCCUGGCACAGCCUGCUGGGUAUGUGUACGCUGAGCGCCACUGUGCUCCAAACGGCCUGCGGCAUCGCUGUGAUUUUCCCUAAGCUGCUGCGUCUCUCCUGCCCCUCGUCCAGACUGAAGCUGUACCAUGCCACCUGCGGCCUGGUGGUCUACCUGUUUUCCACAGUGACAGUGAUGUCUGCCAUGUUCACUGACUGGUUCCAGGCCACGGUGAAGGGGGUGGCGUGGUGGGCCUUCCUCAUCCUGCCUCUAUUCCCUGCCUUGGUGGUGAUGAGCCAGAUCACUAAUGCCUAUCUACCCCGCAAGAAGCUGACCAGCUAGGAACCAGCAGCAGAUGGCAGAGACGUCCAAAAGAAAUAAUGAAGAAAUAAAAGGUCUUCUUGAACUUGCACCCUUGGAAGUGUGGAAUUUAUCACUGCGUGGAAUAUCUUUACCAGUUAUCACUGUUAGCAAGCAAGCUAGCAGCUGUGGUGUGGUGAGCUAUAUUUUUAUUAAACUACGGGACAACUGAAAUAAGGGAUUUUAGGACGUAGCUUCUGGCAGAGGUUCUUUUUCCUUUUAUUGAUACCUCGAGUGCUACAAGUAGCUGCCAUCUAGUGGCCUGUAGAAGAACUGCAGUGUGAAACACUACAGGGUUGGCGUUACGUCUUUAGAUUACGAGUCUUUAAGUAUGGCUGCCGACUACUGUUGGAGUCCCACAGGUGGAGCUGGUGGACACACCUGAACUGGUUUUGUGUGUCUGCAUCUGUGGAGUUUCUUCCAAUAACUGCUGUUCACUGUGUAUGCUCAGUGAGACUGUGCAGCCUGAUGAAGCAUUUACUGUUGACUGUGUGAGAACGUGGAGCUGCACCAGGUUAUACACCAACCUGAAAAUUCAUGAUACUUUUUGCCUUCUGACUUCUUACAGGUGCUACAUUGUGACACAAAAGUUCCACCGAUAUCACCCUGAAUUAAAGAGGCCUUGUGGACUUCUCCACAGAUUCACAAGGCUGAUUUGAUUUUAAGGCACAUUUACAGCUGGUAUUAACCAGCUAAGAAAAAACCCGACACUGUCCAAUCUGCUCAGCACCAGGCGCUCUGCUCCAGGCUGGAUCAUGGAAGUGGCUGAUAGUAUGUCCUACAGUUGACUGGGGGGGGUCAUCUUUUUAUCAGCCAGUACCAUAGAUUCACCAACAAUUGAAGCUGUUCUAACUUCAACCAUCAUCAAACCCUGUUGGUGGAUCCAGGGCAGACUGUCAGCUGAGUUCACAGAAAGGUUGAUCUUCAGCUUUCUAGAAAAGCAGAUUGUGAUAUUUCAAGAUGCAAUAAUCCAGAUGAUGAAUGUAAACUAUUUAAACAUGUUAAUUGGAUAUACAGUUUAACUGUAUUUAUACAGCACCAAACCACAGAAACAGUUGCCUAAAAGGUGCUUUAUGUUUUAAAGCAAAGAGCCUACAAUAAUACAGAGAAAAACCCAACAAUCAUAUGACCCCCUAUGAGCAAGCACUUUGGCGACAGUGGGAAGGAAAAACUCCCUUUUAACAGGAAGAAACCUCUGGCAGAACCAGGCUCAGGGAGGGGCGGGGCCAUCUGCUGUGAUUGGUUGGGGUGAGAGAAGGAAGUUCUUCAUCCAUGUUAGCUACUGGCUUAUGCAAAUAUAAUUUUUUUAAGAUAAGCUCAUUGAAGUGAUUUAGACAGCAGGCGGUUUGUUCUUACUGCAUCUACAACAACAUAAUACAUCAAAUACAGACUCGUCUUCUAUUAGUGGGAACUCCAGUUUCAGUGAAGGACAAAUCAAAUACCACAUCUAGUCUAGAGAUGAACUUUUCCCGGCACAGUCUAUCCUAAAAGAUGGAUUUCAUUUAUUUCUAGCUGAAAGACCGGGUCCGAAGCCUUCGGUCU
Oreochromis aureus is the source of this 3331-nucleotide messenger RNA. RefSeq names its product cytochrome b561 domain-containing protein 1 (gene cyb561d1). The transcript has 3 exons. NCBI's taxonomy places the organism in Eukaryota, Metazoa, Chordata, Actinopteri, Cichliformes, Cichlidae. Gene Ontology annotation, molecular function: transmembrane monodehydroascorbate reductase activity. The coding region runs from base 1070 to 1771 and encodes 233 amino acids. The record is from RefSeq and is a predicted model, not a curated record.